Anneissia japonica is the source of this 5755-nucleotide messenger RNA. RefSeq names its product YEATS domain-containing protein 2-like. Gene Ontology annotation, cellular component: NuA4 histone acetyltransferase complex. Lineage: Eukaryota; Metazoa; Echinodermata; Crinoidea; Comatulida; Comatulidae. The transcript has 15 exons. The coding region runs from base 205 to 4545 and encodes 1446 amino acids. Gene Ontology annotation, biological process: regulation of transcription by RNA polymerase II; chromatin remodeling. Gene Ontology annotation, molecular function: histone binding. The record is from RefSeq and is a predicted model, not a curated record.
GAGACUCGAGGUGAAUUUUUACCGAACUCAUAAUAAAUUAUAAAAUCAUGGCCGGAAGUAUACAAAUAGAUUAGGCUAUAUACCUAUACUGUAUAAUAAAAUACUAGAUUAAUUUUUGUUUUGUCUGGUAGCCUCAUACUCUGAAUUAGAUACGAAGCCUGUGUAGAUUCUAAGAUUUGUUGUUGAUUUGAAGAAUUUACAACAAUGAGACCAGGGGUUACAACAAAGAGGAAGCUUGAAACUGACCAAGACCCAGAUUAUGAAGAUGCCCCUACCAUUUCCCCAAGCAAGAAACCCAGAACAAAGGAGGAAGAUGCUGCACGGGAAAUGACUGUUAAGAAGAUAGAAGCAAUAAUUAAAAAGAAGUUUGCAAUUGAAGGAAAGCAGAGGGAAAAAGAGAUUGAACUAAUAGAUGAAAGAAUCCACCAAGUUCGAGUGAUGCUAGAUAAACUACGAGCUUGUGUUGUGGCGAGUUACUAUGGCAACAUUAAAAGUAAUUCACACUCUGAGAAAACUAAGCCAUCAAAAGUUGAUGUGAAUCAUCCAGCCAUUAGGAGAGUCAUGAAACAACAAAAAGCUGCACUGUCAUCACAGCAGAUUGACAACGAUAAAAAGACAGCCAAUGAGAAAGAACGAUGCACACCCGAUUCGGAAAUAUUGAGCCAAGUCGAAGACAAAAACAAUGAGAUGACCGUUGAUGAGCCAACACAAGACUCGGAAAAGUUGGAGGACCCAGGAAACACAAGCCGGGUACCCCCUCAACGUGAAGGCUUUCGUUACGAUGUUAGAAAGAGAAUCAUUGUUGGUAACGUGUCAAAGUAUAUAUCUGCUGACCAGAGAGAGGAGAGUGACCCGUCCACUCAUAAGUGGAUGGUGUAUGUUAGGGGACCGUCCAAUGAGCCCAGCAUUGAUCAUUUUGUCAAAAAAGUUUGGUUUUUCUUGCACCCAAGUUACAGACCGAAUGAUCUUGUAGAAGUCAAGGAGCCACCCUUUCAUCUUACUCGUCGGGGGUGGGGCGAAUUUCCCAUUCGUAUUCAGCUUCACUUUGUAGAUCCUCGCAAUAAGAAGGUUGACAUUAUUCACCAAAUCAAGCUUGAUCGUACAUACACUGGUUUACAAACUCUUGGAGCCGAGACGAUUGUUGAUGUUGAACUCGAUAGAUAUCUAACUGAUAAUAAUGGAUUUAAUGACUUUCCAAGACCUGCUUCUCCAGCAAUAACAAAUGUCAACUACAGAGAAGGAAGCAAACCUCAGAUUUCAAGUUUAAGUAUCUCUGGGUCCAGUACUUCCAGUCCAAGUACUGCCACAACCCCAAUGCGUCAGAGGUCUGUCAGUCAUCCUAUUAGUCCUAAAGUUUCAAAAGCAAGAAAAGAAGCGCUUGAUAAAAUGGUUGACACUCUUAAUACUGAAAUUUAUUUAGAAUCGUCAAUGAAGUCAAUUGGUAGUUUUAUAAUGUCUGAUCCAGCACCGACGACUCCUAAACAAGAGAAGGAAUUUCUUAGUAACAGUGGAACAUUUGCUGCUGUCAUUCCUGAAAGGAAAAAAGACAUUUUAAUUGUCCCGAUGGAAACAGAUUCUUCAAACUCAACCAUGGGAGUAUCCUCUGAAGAUUCCAAAUAUUUGAGCUCUUCCCACUCUACCUCAACUACAAGGACGAUGCCACCUCUUGGACCUAUCACCAGCGGAUUAAGAAUGUCACAAUCAUCAGGGAUACGACUGGAAAAGGUUGCAGAAAAGUGUGAAACUCAUAAUUUAGGGACAAAGGUUUCUGAGGAAUUACAAGAUGCUCCUGAUGGAGCUGUGAAUGUAGCAGAUAUGGCAUCUGAGACUUCCCCUGGGAAGAUGGCAAUCAGAAUUCGACAUGGAAAGGUUGUGCCAAGUAGUGAAGAGGAAAGUAAAGAGGAAAUGGAUGCAAAGAUUUCACCGCCUCCUACUGAUUCUUCUCCAACCACAUCCACUGCAAAGACAAUAGUUACAGCUGCUAGUGUGCAAGUGGGUAAACAGAUUGCAAUAUCUUCAACGCCAUCUGGUACAUCAUCUCAACUUCCAUCUACCUCCACCGCAGCACAGAUCCUAUCUGAGAUUGCAACCUCAGAGCCAAAAUUAGUUACUACAGAAAAACCUACUAUAGUGACAGCAGUCAAGAAAGUUCAGGGAACAUCUCAAAGCAAGAAAAGUGGUUCUCAAGUUGCUAUUCCACAGCCACCACCUGGAACCCAGUAUUACAUCACUGCGACAUCUUCAGAUCCUAAUCUCCAAGGCAAGGUGAUACUUAUACCACAGCAGGUGUUUUCCCAAGCAUCUACACAACAGAAAACUACUGUCGGUAAAGUAACAAGUCGCUCCCCAGCUAACAAGACCCCUCAAACUGCCCUUGCAAAGCCUGGAGCAACUGGGAAAAAGGCAACUGGUGCAGCUACUAAAGGACCCUUCCUCUCUCCUAGUAAUGUGUUAAUACUGCCACAAGGAUCUAUUGUUCCUCCUUUGCCAUCUGGAAGCAUUGUCCAAAUUCAACAGGUCCCAACACAAGCAAAUAAAGCAACUCUUGUUCGUGGAAAAAGUCCAUCUAUUCCCACAAAAGGGGUGAGUCCUUCUAAACAACAAGCACCUAAACUUCAAACGGUGCAUCGUAGUAUGACUCCUACCACUGGACUCAUACAAGUCCAAAGAACUCCUAAAACAGGUGCUAUACAUGGCCAGGCUGUUACAAAGCAAGCAAGCCAAGGAGUAAGCUUACUCCCAGAUCAAAAAGGGCAACUUGUUCGAACUCAGUCUGGCGGUGUAGUUCUGAUGCAGAGAAGCUCUGGUUCACGUCAACAGGGAACCAGUGGAAUGACACAGGUAAAAAUAGCUCACCAUAUCCCAAUCCUAACCCAGAAAGUUUCUUCAGCGGUGCUUCCAUCAGCUACAUCAACAAAGACAAUGGUUACUGUUGGACAGUCAGUGCUACCCUCAACUGGACAGAGCAUCGUCAUUGCAACACCUAAAUCUUUAAGCACUUUGAGCCAAGCUGAUACUCAGGUUACAAAGGUCAUAUCAACUAAAGGUGUUUCCCUCAUAACAGGUCAAAUUGGAGUUGUGAAAGAGAGCGGAGUAAUCAGAUCAUCUCUUCCAACAGCAAAGAAAAUUCAAGAAACAGGAAACGUAGUGAAAGUUCAAGGCUUGACUAUACUUGGUGGAAAAUCUUGCCUAUCUUCAAUAAGUGGCUUAUCUACUGGCAAAGAAAUUCUGAAACCUGGAAACUCAGUUGAGAGCAUUGUUAAAAAUCCACCAGCCUUAGCAACAGGUUCAGAACUUAUUGCUGCGAUUCCUCCAAGCACUGGUACAGCCCCCUCCAAGAAAGAUUCUCUGCCCUUCACCUCCAUUGGAGUGAGCUCAAACAUGAACACAAGUGGAAUAAAACAAGAUUUCCUUAAGAAGUUCAUUAUUACACCUGUUAAACAAGAAACAAAACCCUCAGCACAGCAAGUUGUGCACCAUGUUAUGGGUCAUCAGAGUCAAGGCCAAAGCACAACAGUCCUAAGUGAGCCUAAGUUUGGUGUUCGCACAGAAAAGUCUGUAGAAGUACCUCCUAAGAAGGGUAUUGACCUCAAGGAAGUUUCAUCUAUGGAGAAUCUUGUAAAGGCUGUUGUUAAAAGAAUACCAAUGAUAAACAAAAUCAGUGACCCAACAAUCUUUCCAUUUUGUGCAACAUCUGUUGAACAGUUUCAUUCCUGGCACAUCAUCAAAAGGAAGGCGUGUGAAUGGCAGAGGGCGGUUGCAAUCAAAGAGAAUGUCAAGAAGCUGAUUUCUGAUUCAAAAGAGUGUACCUUCAAUCUGACAGAUGUUUGGACAACAAAAAGGAUUAUGGUGUGGUGUCGAAAUCAUGGUUACAUGCCAUAUGUUAAAGAUAAGACAUCUGCAAUAGAAUGGUGUGAUAUUUGUGGAGAGGUGAAGAAAGUUAUUAGCGAUGAAGGCAAAGAUGAGACAGAGGAGCAUAGCACACAGAAGUGCAAAGAAAGGUGGCUGUCAGAACUUGGGUAUUUGAAAUCAACUUCAUAUUCGUCACCAGAUGAGUUACGAAGCAAGAUAGAAAGUAAACAAGAGGAAUCCAAGAAUGGGUUCCAGGACAGUGAUGAUCUGGAAAUUGAUGUCAUCUCUGUAAAGAGCCCAUCGCAUGUCAUAAUAAAAAGUGAGCCCUCCGUAGAACCUCUGAAACCAAAGGUUUAUAUGCCACCUAGUGAGGGCGCCAUAUUGAUAGAAGAAAUGUGUCAACAGAUUGGGAUCAAACUGAAACAAGUUGAGGCUUCUGAAGACGUGUUCAUUCCUGCUACACAAGAAAUGAUCUUUAAUGCUGCUAAGCAGUUCAUGAGUGACUUGGUGAGGGACUCUCUUGCUGAAGCUUAUAAGUGUCGCAGUGACUGCAGACCACCUCAAGAAAUCCUGCCUAACGAUGUCUACAGGGCGGUGACAUCAUCACCAAGCUUUGAAUUGUUGACCAAUAAGCACCUGGGAGUACAGACAAGAAGUGGGAAUCUAGUCAAGGAAGAGGAGGAGGAUGAAUAAUGGAAAUAAACUGAUUAAGGAUAUUAAAUACAGGGUUCCCAAGCUGGGAGAAGCUUGCCUUCUAAUCCCAGGGUCCUAGGUUCAAUUUCUGUGACAGCCGGACUUUUGUCACGACUAAAUACAGCUCCACUCCCUAAGCCUCAUAAAGAGACUUCCAUGAAAAAAGCAUCACAUUACAGAAUUUAAUUUAUUUAAGAGGGCCCCUGAAUAUCAGCCUACCUUCUAGGAUAUGCUGGAAGAGUAACAAUCUAUAAACAAAAAAAGAAAAGAAAAUCAGUGAGGCCUGAUUUAGUAAGCUUUUUUAACACAUCUUAUUGUAUUUUGCUGCAUCUGAUGAUACUCAUGGCCAGCUAGCUUCAGGGAGACAGUCAUACAGUAGUGAAAGCUUGCAAAUAUUCUGAAUUUGGAGGUGGGUUAGAUUCUGAGAGGUUUUGGCUUGCUUGUUUAUGCGAAGGAGACAGAAUAAUAGGCGAUUCCAAUUUGUAUACACAAUGUUUAAUAAGGGUGAAACAUUUGGCAAGUGAUCAUUUUCAUUUCAUUUCUUUAGGCACGAGCGCCAAGGACAUUAUCAUUAUCCUACGUGGCAUAUCCAUUAAACAACAGGGGGAAUGAAUGGACCAGUACUCCGGGGUAACCUCCUACUCUUCUCGAAGGAUUUACUGGGUUCUUUAAAGUGCACACGAGUGUGUACACUAAUGCGUAAACUGGGCCUAUGGUUUAAAGUCCUUAUCCGAGAAGACUUGUUCCACCACCGGAACCAUAGGCGAGUGAGCCGUUCGAACCAGCGCCGAUAUUAUAGUUGAAGGUUAUGGUGCCUUGACUUAGCCGCUUAGCCAAUCAUGUGUCCUGUACCAGGAUUGAACCAAAACCCUAGAAGGUGGGCACCUUAACCAUGUCACAUGCUCGAUUCCACUUUCUAGAGGGAAAAAAUGAUGAACCUUAAAAUCCAAGUUGAAAUUAGUGAAGGCUUUUUAAAAUAGAUUUGAAUAUUUACAUGAGAUAUGUCUGAAAUCUUGGUUGUGAAAUAAGAAAAUAAUGAACGUUAUUUCUGGUUUGAACAACUGGGAUCGCUAAUGUGAUAUUUUGCUGUCUUUCAACAACAGUAAUUAAAGAGUGCAACAACCUAUUUAUUCUUUGUAUUUCAACAGUUUUUGCCAAAAAGUAAAUCCAAUUUCAAUAAAAAUAAUCACUACAGGUAGAUCAAAUAAUA